Molecule: messenger RNA, 726 nt
Organism: Rubroshorea leprosula
Lineage: Eukaryota; Viridiplantae; Streptophyta; Magnoliopsida; Malvales; Dipterocarpaceae
Source: the annotation of a GenBank genome assembly
AAUUAAGAAGAAAAAAUUAAUGGGGAGAGCACAAAAGAAGAAAAUCAAAGGGAACAAAACAUCGCAGUGGAUUGGAAGUGGAAUCGAUGGAAGAGAUUGCCAUUGUUUCUGAGGAAAAUACCAUAUGACCCUAGCUGUGGGUAAGAUUUAUAGGAGAUAUAGGUAUUUUGUGCGAACCGAUCCAAUCGUCCCCUCUAAGGAUUGUCCGCCACCGGAUCCCAGCCAUUACUUCCAUCUUGGUGUGGACGCUGCUUUUGAAGCUGAAGAUGACAAAGCUUACCUCUUCAAAGGCAACCAGUAUAAUUAUAUAAAUUACGAGGAGAGAACCUCCAUCACUAGUGGUACCAUAACUGAGAAAUUUUCUUGCUUGAAAGAUACCAAAUUUGAAGGUAGAAUAGAAGCAGCCUUUGCUUCCCACAAGAAAGGUGAGGCUUACCUUUAUAAAGGAGAUCUCUGCGCACUCAUCAACUUUGAUAACAACUGCCUUGUUGAAGUGGACACAAUUGGAAACAAGUGGCCCAAUUUUGGAAGCUUGGUGCCCCGCAAGAACAUGACGUGCACCUGAAGUCUUGCCUAUUUUAAGGUGUUGCAGUUGGCAGUUGAAAAUUUUUGGGAUGGGAUCCUGGUGUUUCUUAGUAGUAAGAUGUCUGCAAUUCACAGUUUGUGUCUUUCUGCAGUUUGUUUUCAAUAUUUUGUUUCUCGUCUUAGAAGUAUGAAUUCUGCACU